Molecule: messenger RNA, 1028 nt
Organism: Nezara viridula (southern green stink bug)
Lineage: Eukaryota; Metazoa; Arthropoda; Insecta; Hemiptera; Pentatomidae
Source: the annotation of a GenBank genome assembly
GUAUUGAUAAAUAUGAACGAAAUUCAUAAAUGUAUUCGUUAAAGUUUAGCUCCAUUAAAAAUGCACUCCUACAUUUUUUUGUAACAGCCCAAUUUUGCUAGACAAGAAAUUCUGUUCAAUAUUAAACCAAUGUUAAAAGUUAAAUGACAACUAUAUAAAGUAAUGAAGUUAAAAUUUAUACAUUUUAUGGACAGCGAAAAGAGUUGAAGCAAAUCACAUUUUCAAACUGUUUUGUAUUAAAAUUAAGGUUCACCAAUUACAACUUGUGGAACGAAGUCAGCGAUUUAAAGGAGUUAGGUUACUAAAUGCAGAUUUGAUGAAUCCUCGUCACCGUAGCAACUACCAAUUACAAAACCUAUGUUCUAGCCCUCAUCCUUUGUUUACAUCUGUCAGUUCAAAUGGCUGGCUUUUUGAUAUCAGUCAUCGGUGAAAUAGAGUCGGCAGAUUUUCCUGGAUAUGAUAACAUAUACUGUAAAUAUUGUUUUACUUGCGGGACUGACUGGGAUAUAACGUCGGGGCUUGAAGAGGGUAUAUCACAAGUUGCAAAAAGAAGUGACAAUGGAGAUGAGCUUUUUAUUUGGAAUUUUCCAAUCGAAAUUUCAUUUAAAGGAACUAAUCCUCAUGGAUGGCCCCAGUUGAUACUGAGCGUAUUUGGACUUGACGUUUUUGGAAACGAUGUUGUACGCGGUUAUGGGGUUUGCCAUGUACCUAUGACAGCUGGAAAAUGGAAGAAAAGUAUUCCCAUGUUUGUACCAGAAUCCAGUUCAUUUCUUCAGAAGAUAACUUCUUGGCUAACUGGAAGAAGACCUGAGUUCAUUGAUCUUCGAGUAUUAGCUCAAGGAGAAGGAAGAGAAGUGACACAAGUAAGAAGCCAGGGGAAAGUUUAUAUCAAUUUUAAUGUAAUGACUAAAGAUUUCGUUUCUCAAGGCCUUGAUAAUUCACAGCAUUCCAAUCAAAUGAUUCAAGACUUAAGUCAACUGUAUAAUUCUUUAACUUUAUAUUGAGAUGUUUAUACACUAAUAACACUA